This is a messenger RNA of Vollenhovia emeryi, 1381 nucleotides long. RefSeq lists its product as uncharacterized. Gene Ontology annotation, cellular component: chitin-based extracellular matrix. The record is from RefSeq and is a predicted model, not a curated record. Lineage: Eukaryota; Metazoa; Arthropoda; Insecta; Hymenoptera; Formicidae. The transcript has 4 exons. Bases 46 to 765 code for a protein of 239 amino acids. Gene Ontology annotation, molecular function: structural constituent of chitin-based larval cuticle.
CGCGAUCCUAUAACACAAUCACUUGUGCCUCAUCACCAACCAGACAUGCGUCCUCCCGUGCUGUUUCUCUUGUUUUGCCUCGGCCUUGCGGUCGCCCAGCACAAUCAACCGUAUCAUGUGACUACACCGGUACCUAUCUUAAAACAGAUCAACAAGCACAACGAGGACGGUAGCUACAGUUAUGGCUACGAGGCGGCGGACGGGUCGUACAAGAUCGAGUCCAAGUAUCCGAACGGCGAGGUUCACGGUAAGUACGGCUUCGUAGACGACACCGGGAAUGUACGCGAGGUCGAGUACGGCGCGUCCAGGCGCGGCUUCGAGCCGGUCGGUCCUGGGAUAAACGUGCCCCCGCCAACCUUGACCGGGAACAGCAUCGCCGGCAACGCGGGCGAGCCCGACGAUGACGGACAGUACCGCGAGGAUCCGUCGAUCUACCACACCGAUCCGCGUUUCACCAACGGGGAACGUUACGAUCUAGCGCCUAAUAGGCAGCAACUAAUCGCCCUCAAUUCGCCGAGGAUUCAACCGGCUGGUAUUCAACCGAUAUACCAGGCGCCCGUCAAUUAUCGGCAGGCAACGGCGAGCCCGCGGUCGCAGUCGGAAUAUCGACCGCAGUACCGAUCGCAGUACGAACCGCAGUAUCAAGGUCAGCAGCUGCGAUCGGCAUAUCCUUCGUCCGCGAUUCCAGUUGGUCCACAAGAACAUGCCGCGACCGACAUCGACGCCAAUGCCGGAGUGGCAUCUUAUACGGUUAAUUACAAAUGAUAAAGAAAGAGAAAAAAAAAGGAGAAAGAGAAAGUCGAGCAAUCGCACAUAUUGCACGUGUAUAUACAUAUGUUAUCUAUAGAUAUUUUUUUGAGAUCGUUACUCUGAACAUUUAUUUAAUUACUACAAAACUGGUUAGAGUCGCCGUCGGAAUAUUUUCGAUAGCACACUGAUUUGUUGAUAAUUUAGAGAUAAAUUCCAUAGGUUACGAUUAGUUUAAAUAUGUUUUAGAUUGCGUUUGCUUUUUGUCCACGCGAACUUCGAACGAGACAAUAGUUUCUACCUCUUGUUCUCCGACGUUUCCUCUUCCGCUUUAGAAGAGUCUCUCUACCUCUACCUUCUACUGGGAAAUUAUACUUCUUCUAUGAUUUACUCUUAUUCUCAACUUAUACCUGCGCAUAUCUAUUCGCUCUUUCCAUUUUGCAGCGCCGCGUCUUAAGUCUCAGCUACAAUAGUCGCAGUCGCAGAUUGCGAUGCAAUUGGUUGAAUCGUUGCGACGCAUACGACUCUGCGCGACUACGACUACUGUAUACGAGGCUUUAGGCCUGUUACACAAUACGUCGUAUGUCGCUGUCGGGUGUCGGGACGUAGCCGAUGGUCUAAUGAGAAAAUUUAU